ACCUUUUCCUCCAAAACCCUAAAUUCACAAAUCACACAUGAGAUUUUCUUAGCCAAAGUUUGUAUUUUUUUCUUAGUAAUUCUAGAUUUUUUCCAUAAUUUCUGUGGUAAUUUCAAAAUUUUCUGUGUUCUUGCAAUGGUGCAGAUUUAAGCUCACAAUACUGCGAUUUUCUCGGAAACUAAUUUCAACUGUUCCAAUUCAAUUUCUAGGUUUUCAUCUUUCAAUAAUUUCAUACAAAAAUUCUUCAGUUUCUGUAGUUUAAUCUCUGAUUGUAAAAUUUUCUGUACCAAACUCUGUUUUCUGAAGUUAUUUUUUACCCUUUUUGAAAAAAAUUCAAUUUUUCUGAAUUUUUAGUGUGAUUAAGAGUUGAAAACGUUUGAAUCUUCAAUGGGUAGGGUUUAAGCUAAAUUUAGAAUUUUGGGGUGUUUUAGUUUUCUUUGAUUUGCAUAAAAAUGGAAGAAAGAGAGAAUUUUGGAGCUGUGAAUGUAGUGGGUGGUAAUGAGGUUCCUGUGAGUUUUCAAGCUGCUCCAAGGAUUGAUAACAACUUGGAUUUUUCCAUGGCAACGGUGCCGGUGUCGUUGCCGGAGACAGCGUUGAAGAAGAAGAGGGGGAGACCAAGGAAGUAUGGACCAGAUGGUAAGCCUGCUCCUGGAGCUGUGACUGCCCUUUCGCCUAUGCCGAUUUCAUCGUCGAUACCGUUGACUGGAGAGUUCUCUGCUUGGAAAAGAGGUAGAGGGAAGCCUGUUGAAUCUAUGAAGAAAUCAUCUUUUAAGUUUGAUUUUGAAAGUCCACCUGUGCAAGUUGUAGGUGGAGGUGUAAGUGAGGGAAUUGCAUACUCAGUAGGUGCCAACUUCACAGCUUAUGUGCUUACAGUGAAUUCUGGCGAGGAUGUUACCAUGAAAAUUAUGUCCUCCCAACAAGGAUCACGUGCAAUAUGCAUUCUCUCUGCCACUGGCACCAUUUCAAAUGUUACACUUCGUCAAUCGACUUCUUCAGGGGGUACUUUAACAUACGAGGGGCGGUUUGAGAUUCUUUCCUUGUCUGGUUCCUUUAUGCCAACUGAGAAUGGAAUUACAAGAAGCAGAUCUGGUGGGAUGAGUGUCUCUUUGGCGGGCCCAGAUGGCCGAGUAUUGGGUGGUGGACUCGCUGGUUUGCUUAUAGCUUCUGGUCCCGUGCAGGUUGUUGUGGGAAGUUUUCUUCCUGGUCACCAUCUGGAGCACAACAGCAAGAAGCAGAGGGUGGAGCAUACUAUAUCAACUAUUACUCAUAAUAAUCCUCCUCCACAUGUUAAUCAUCAUGUGUCUAAUGAAGUAAGUUUUGGUGGAGUGAAGCCUUUUAUGACACCUGCUGCAUUUCAAGAAGAGAAUAUUGUUUCUUUCAACAACAAUGCUCAAGACUCUAGGAACACCUCAUCUGCUGAAGACAGAGAUCCUUUACCUGAAAAGGACUCUAAUCAUAGUCAAUCAACUACUUGAGUUGAAUCAACCUCAUGCUUUUACUGAUGCUGUCAAAAUUAACUUACCAGGACAGAAUUGUGGGUGUCAAAAGUGCAAUGUUUAGUGUUAGAUGUUAGUUGGUUUGUUAGUUUUCCACGUGGUUGUUUUGUUCAUCUCUAGUGAUGUUUACUCAUCAUUGUAGCAAAUAGAUGUAGGGUACAUGUGCUAUUAUUUUUGUCCUUGUUAAGAAUUCUAUUCUCUAUAUAUAUGGAUGCUAUAAUUAAGUGUGAUUGGAUGUGAUAUGAACUGUAACUUUAAAUUAAGUUAUUCUGUUGUGAAUGAAGAUUUUUCAUGUCA
Messenger RNA from Medicago truncatula (barrel medic), 1793 nucleotides. Its product is annotated as AT-hook motif nuclear-localized protein 6. The record is from RefSeq and is a predicted model, not a curated record. Lineage: Eukaryota; Viridiplantae; Streptophyta; Magnoliopsida; Fabales; Fabaceae. Bases 453 to 1475 code for a protein of 340 amino acids. The transcript has 5 exons. Gene Ontology annotation, molecular function: minor groove of adenine-thymine-rich DNA binding.